Molecule: messenger RNA, 5064 nt
Organism: Ictalurus furcatus (blue catfish)
Lineage: Eukaryota; Metazoa; Chordata; Actinopteri; Siluriformes; Ictaluridae
Gene: mars1
Product: methionyl-tRNA synthetase 1
Exons: 36
Coding region: 222-4625 (1467 amino acids)
Biological process (GO): methionyl-tRNA aminoacylation
Cellular component (GO): aminoacyl-tRNA synthetase multienzyme complex; cytosol
Molecular function (GO): ATP binding; methionine-tRNA ligase activity
Source: RefSeq, a predicted model, not a curated record
UUUAUGGGUAUUGUAGUCCAACCGGCACAGCUUGUCACAGCGCUCCGCCUCCAUAAAAACUACAGCUUGCCGAGUUGCAGUUAUCCGGUGCCCAGUUGCAUCAGCUUAUGAAGCUAUAAAAGCCUGUUGAAUUGAACGUUUUAUGUUUCGCUUUAGAAGUCUUCCGAGGUAUUAAGUCGUGGAGUCCUUGCUGACGGCUGGAGAACUGGAGACGGGUUGAGAUGAAGCUGUUUGUGAGUGAAGGCAGUCCGCAGUGUGUGAAGGUGCUGGCGGCGCGCGAGCACACCGGACAGCAGUGUGACGUGCAGCUGCUCGGCCACGAGGAACGGGUGGUGUCCUUCCUGAGUCGCCCAGUCCUGCCUGCUGCGCUGUUACCCAGCGGCAAGCAACUUUUCAGUGCUAAUGCCAUCUGCCAAUAUCUGUUCGAGGUUGGUGGGAAAGAGAUCACCGAUACUAGCAGGCAGUUAUUGGAAUGGGAAGCAACAGAAUUGCAGCCUGUGCUGCUUCAGGCCCUCCAUGUGGCAGUGCUUCAGGGGAAGAGCAGCGAGGCUGGCACACUGCUGAAAAAACCUCUGAGCUGGCUGGAGCAGUAUCUGAGUGGAAAAUCCACACAGUUCCUAACUGCAGACACAGUCGAAGUGGCAGACAUCGUCUUGUGGGCUGCACUGUACCCCGUUCUGUCUAACCCGGCUUUGGAAGCUGGUGAGCUGCGUUCUGUUCGAGGUUGGUUUGACCGUGUAGGUCAGCUCCCAGCAUGCACCAAAGCAGUGCAGAAAAUUCUGCCAGGCAAAGACCUUAAUGCUCUGAAGAAUUUCCUUCAGAAGCAACCAGCUCCACACUCACAGCGAAGAGAGAACCUGCCCAAUGAGACUGAUGAUGCUGAGCAUGUGAUUACUGAGGAGGAGAUUGAGGUAGCUGCUCAGGCUUGGAGUAAAGGACUGGCAGAGUGUCAUGAUAUCAUGGAACGGCAACACCCUAUCUUACCUAAGGAGGGGAAGCGUAAUGUGCUGGUCACCAGUGCACUGCCGUAUGUCAACAACGUGCCUCACCUUGGCAACAUCAUCGGUUGCGUGCUCAGUGCUGAUGUAUUCUCCAGAUACGGCCGUUUGCGUGGCUGGAACUUGCUGUAUCUGUGCGGGACAGACGAGUAUGGCACUGCAACCGAGAACAAGGCUCUUGAGGAGGGUCUAACGCCCCAGGAGAUAUGCGACAAAUACUUUGUUGUCCACGAGGCCAUCUACAAGUGGUUCCAGAUCGACUUUGACUUUUUUGGCCGCACCACCACUCCACAACAGACAGAAAUUUCGCAGAACAUUUUCUUUCGUUUACUCGAGCGUGGAUUUCUGAACGAGGACACAGUGGAGCAGCUGCGCUGUGAGAAGUGCCAGCGCUUCCUAGCUGACCGCUUUGUGGAGGGUGGGUGUCCUCACUGCGCAUAUCCUGAAGCCAGAGGAGACCAGUGUGAUAAGUGCAGCCGACUCAUUAACGCUGUAGAGCUCAAGAAUCCUCAGUGUAAGGUGUGUGGAGAGACUCCUGUGAUUCGCAGCUCUAAGCACUUGUUCCUCGACCUGCCCAAGCUGGAAGGCGAGUUGGAGAAGUGGCUGGAGCAGUCUUUAAAUACUGGCGACUGGACAGCUAACGCUAGGCAAAUCACCCGCUCAUGGAUAAGAGAUGGUCUGAAGCCACGCUGCAUCACACGAGAUCUGAAGUGGGGGACACCUGUACCACUCCCAGAUUAUAGUGAGAAGGUCUUUUAUGUCUGGUUCGAUGCCCCCAUUGGCUACCUCUCCAUAACCGCCAACUACACCAGUGAAUGGGAGAAAUGGUGGAAGAACCCGCAACAGGUGGAGCUGUACAACUUCAUGGCAAAAGACAAUGUUCCAUUCCACAGUGUGGUUUUCCCCUGCUCUCUGCUCGGGGCACAGGACAACUACACACUCGUCAACCAUCUCGUCGCUACAGAAUAUUUGAACUAUGAGGACACAAAGUUCUCAAAGAGCCGUGGUGUGGGAGUGUUUGGAGACAUGGCUAAAGACACGGGCAUUCCAUCUGAUGUUUGGCGGUUCUACCUUACCUACGUGAGACCUGAGAGCCAAGACUCUUCCUUCUCUUGGGCUGACCUGGCUCUGAAGAACAACUCCGAGCUGCUCAAUAACCUGGGCAAUUUUAUCAACAGGGCAGGCAUGUUUGUGAGUAAGUUCUUUAAUAGCUGUGUGCCGGAGAUUGUUCUGCAGGAUGAAGACAAGCGUCUCAUUGCUCAGGUGUCCUGGGAGCUCAAGCAGUACAUCCAGUUGCUGGACAAAGUCAGGAUUCGCGAUGCCCUGAAGUGCAUUCUCAACAUCUCUCGUCACGGCAACCAGUAUAUUCAGACCAGCGAACCCUGGAAGAAGAUUAAAGGAGGAGAUGAGGACAGGAAACGUGCAGGCACAGUAACUGGUUUGUCUGUGAAUGUGGCGUGUCUCCUGUCGGCCAUGUUGGAGCCGUACAUGCCCACAGUCAGUCAGACCAUCCGUACCCAGCUGCAAGCUCCGGAUAAUUGUGCCUUUGCCAUGCUGGGUGCUGAGGGAUGUUUCCUCCGCAGCCUCUCAACCGGCCACCAAAUCGGCACGGUAAGCCCUCUGUUCCAGAAGCUGGAGCCUGAGCAAAUUGAGAUCCUGAGGAAGAAAUUUGGAGGACAACAGCCGGAGGAGGAGACCCCUAUGGGAAAGACUGAAGACACUGAGCAUGUGAUCACGCCAAAGGAGAUUGAGGUAGCUGCUCAGGCUUGGAGUAAAGGAUUGGCAGAGUGUCAUGAUAUCAUAGAAAGGAAACACCCUAUCUUGCCUAAGGAAGGGAAGCGUAAUGUGCUGGUCACCAGUGCACUGCCGUAUGUCAACAAUGUGCCUCACCUCGGCAACAUCAUCGGUUGCGUGCUCAGCGCUGAUGUAUUCUCCAGAUACGGCCGUUUGCGUGGCUGGAACUUGCUGUAUCUGUGCGGGACGGACGAGUAUGGCACUGCAACCGAGAACAAGGCUCUUGAGGAGGGUCUAACUCCCCAGGAGAUAUGCGACAAAUACUUUGUUGUCCACGAGGCCAUCUACAAGUGGUUCCAGAUCGACUUUGACUUUUUUGGCCGCACCACCACUCCACAACAGACAGAAAUUUCGCAGAACAUUUUCUUUCGUUUACUCGAGCGUGGAUUUCUGAACGAGGACACAGUGGAGCAGCUGCGCUGUGAGAAGUGCCAGCGCUUCCUAGCUGACCGCUUUGUGGAGGGUGGGUGUCCUCACUGCGCAUAUCCUGAAGCCAGAGGAGACCAGUGUGAUAAGUGCAGCCGACUCAUUAACGCUGUAGAGCUCAAGAAUCCUCAGUGUAAGGUGUGUGGAGAGACUCCUGUGAUUCGCAGCUCUAAGCACUUGUUCCUCGACCUGCCCAAGCUGGAAGGCGAGUUGGAGAAGUGGCUGGAGCAGUCUUUAAAUACUGGCGACUGGACAGCUAACGCUAGGCAAAUCACCCGCUCAUGGAUAAGAGAUGGUCUGAAGCCACGCUGCAUCACACGAGAUCUGAAGUGGGGGACACCUGUACCACUCCCAGAUUAUAGUGAGAAGGUCUUUUAUGUCUGGUUCGAUGCCCCCAUUGGCUACCUCUCCAUAACCGCCAACUACACCAGUGAAUGGGAGAAAUGGUGGAAGAACCCGCAACAGGUGGAGCUGUACAACUUCAUGGCAAAAGACAAUGUUCCAUUCCACAGUGUGGUUUUCCCCUGCUCUCUGCUCGGGGCACAGGACAACUACACACUCGUCAACCAUCUCGUCGCUACAGAAUAUUUGAACUAUGAGGACACAAAGUUCUCAAAGAGCCGUGGUGUGGGAGUGUUUGGAGACAUGGCUAAAGACACGGGCAUUCCAUCUGAUGUUUGGCGGUUCUACCUUACCUACGUGAGACCUGAGAGCCAAGACUCUUCCUUCUCUUGGGCUGACCUGGCUCUGAAGAACAACUCCGAGCUGCUCAAUAACCUGGGCAAUUUUAUCAACAGGGCAGGCAUGUUUGUGAGUAAGUUCUUUAAUAGCUGUGUGCCGGAGAUUGUUCUGCAGGAUGAAGACAAGCGUCUCAUUGCUCAGGUGUCCUGGGAGCUCAAGCAGUACAUCCAGUUGCUGGACAAAGUCAGGAUUCGCGAUGCCCUGAAGUGCAUUCUCAACAUCUCUCGUCACGGCAACCAGUAUAUUCAGACCAGCGAACCCUGGAAGAAGAUUAAAGGAGGAGAUGAGGACAGGAAACGUGCAGGCACAGUAACUGGUUUGUCUGUGAAUGUGGCGUGUCUCCUGUCGGCCAUGUUGGAGCCGUACAUGCCCACAGUCAGUCAGACCAUCCGUACCCAGCUGCAAGCUCCGGAUAAUUGUGCCUUUGCCAUGCUGGGUGCUGAGGGAUGUUUCCUCCGCAGCCUCCCAACCGGCCACCAAAUCGGCACGGUCAGCCCUCUGUUCCAGAAGCUGGAGCCUGAGCAAAUUGAGAUCCUGAGGAAGAAAUUUGGAGGACAACAGCCGGGGGAGGAGACCCCUACGGGAAAGGGUCCCAGUGAUAAGAGCACAGCGGAGACCAAGCCUCCCACUGCCGCAGCACCUACUGCUAGUCAAGGAAAGAAGUGAUGAGAGAGAAGAGGAAGAGUGAGGACGAGUGAGUACACCAUCUUUUGGGUGUACCAGAAGGAGAUAUCUAGUACAGGGAUAUAUAUAUAUAUAUAUAUAUUCUAUCUUCUUUUUUUUCUCUUCUUCUUCUUUUCUGUUUUCUUCUAAAAGGAUCAUUGUGAAUGAAAAAUAUAUCUGUAACCAGCUUGACAUGACUGCUGCCAAGACAGCCAAAAUGCAACCACUGUACAACAAUUAAUAAAAACACUUUAAUGUAGUAAGGCAAUACUUUGUCUGUAGAGCAAUUGUUUAAUCGUUUCAGUAGACAGGUUUAUAGAUCUUGGUCCGAAUAUGCAUUUAUUAUCUGAUUUAUUUUUUUUCUCUUUACUCUAAAUUGUUCACAUUGCUUGUAUUACUAAUCAAAUUCACUUAUUAAAUAAACACAUUUGUUCAAAAUUCA